AUGCCAGUACCUGACACCAAAAGACGGAGCCGGAAGGUUUCCGAGCCUUUGGGCCUCCUGGGCCCUGCCGCGGUCAUCGACAAGGAUCGCCGUGUGGACCGCGGCACCGAGGGGCCCUCUGCUCGCCCAGUGCUCAUCCCAAACUCUGCCCUUGACCAGCUUGGGGCCUUCGUGACGGCCAAUACAAUAACUGGAAGUCAGGAUUAUAUUGAGAAGUAUAGAGACCCAGAACUAGAUCUUUCCCCUUCCCAAAGGUAGAAAGAAGCAUCUUCUAUUUUCACAAAUAAGAAUGUGGUAACUCUUCAAAGUGAUGAUUUUAAAAACAUGGAAAGUAAAGAAUAUCUAUCUUUGAAAGUCCCAAGCCAAUUACCUACACAAGACUGUUUGGUGAAGUUCUAUAAGAAUGAGCCACAAGAUUCUCAGGAAAGCAAAAGUCUCUUUGUAAUUGAACAAAGCACUGAGGGAAAAGUGAUAUUGGGGGCAAGUUCUUCCACAGACCGCUGUUCAGAGAACCUUCAAGUUAAACUUCAGUCGGAUAUAAUUUACCAGAAGAAUCCGUUGAAAGAAUCCUUGGAUCCCUUUGAUUAUAACCAUGAGGAUAUUUUUGGUUGUAAUUCAGAGUUUGUCAGUUAUAGUUAUCAGAAAGCUCACAUAAAUGAGAAAUCUUGUAACUGUAACGACUGUGGAAAUUUUCUUCUGUGCAGACCAAAUGUUCUUCCAUAUGAAAGAAUCCACUCAGAAGAGAAAGUGCAUAAAUGUGUUAAGUGUGGUAAGGACUUUAUACAGAGCUCAGAACUCCUGCUUCAUCAGAGAGACCACCCAGAAGAAAACCCCUAUAAAUGUGAGCAGUGUGGGCAGAGCUUCACAAGGAGUUCGAGUCUCCUCAUUCACCAAGUAGUUCACACAGAUGAGAAACCUUUUAAGUGUGACAAGUGUGGGAAGGGUUUCACCAGAAGUUCCAGUCUGCUCAUUCAUCAUGCAGUUCAUACAGGUGAGAAACCUUAUAAAUGUGAUAAAUGUGGAAAAGGCUUCAGUCAGAGCUCCAAACUGUACAUCCACCAGCGAGUCCACACUGGCGAGAAGCCCUACGCAUGUGGGGAGUGUGGUAUGAGCUUCAGCCAGCGCUCGAACCUGCACAUCCACCAGCGAGUCCACACGGGAGAGAGGCCCUACAAAUGUGGAGACUGUGGCAAGAGCUUCAGCCAGAGUUCGAAUCUUCAUAUUCAUCGGUGCAUACACACUGGAGAGAAGCCUUAUCAAUGCUGUGAGUGUGGGAAGGGCUUCAGUCAGAGUUCGGAUCUUCGCAUCCACCGCCGAGUCCACACUGGAGAGAAGCCCUAUCAUUGUGGCAAGUGUGGGAAAGCAUUUAGCCAGAGUUCCAAGCUUCUGAUUCAUCAGAGAGUCCACACUGGAGAGAAGCCCUAUGAGUGUAGCAAGUGUGGCAAGGGCUUCAGCCAAAGCUCCAACCUUAACAUCCAUCAGCGGGUUCACAGGAAAGAGUCCUGCUAG
Molecule: messenger RNA, 1509 nt
Organism: Chrysochloris asiatica (Cape golden mole)
Lineage: Eukaryota; Metazoa; Chordata; Mammalia; Afrosoricida; Chrysochloridae
Gene: ZNF239
Product: zinc finger protein 239
Exons: 3
Biological process (GO): regulation of transcription by RNA polymerase II
Molecular function (GO): DNA-binding transcription factor activity; RNA polymerase II cis-regulatory region sequence-specific DNA binding
Source: RefSeq, a predicted model, not a curated record